Messenger RNA from Zophobas morio, 539 nucleotides. RefSeq names its product mitochondrial import inner membrane translocase subunit TIM16-like. Gene Ontology annotation, cellular component: TIM23 mitochondrial import inner membrane translocase complex. Bases 97 to 486 code for a protein of 129 amino acids. The transcript has a single exon. Lineage: Eukaryota; Metazoa; Arthropoda; Insecta; Coleoptera; Tenebrionidae. Gene Ontology annotation, biological process: protein import into mitochondrial matrix. The record is from RefSeq and is a predicted model, not a curated record.
CCGACGUCCAUGACGUCAUACGUCUUUGACAUUUCACGCUUCUUCCGAAGACUUUUCUAGGUUAGGUCGUAUUUUUCGCUUCACAUUUCCAAAAAAAUGGCAAGGUACAUUGCCCAAUUAAUAAUAGCAGGCAGUCAAGUAAUCGGCCGAGCCUUCGCACGAGCUGUUAAACAAGAAUACGAAGCUUCGCAACAGGCCGCUCAGAGGUUAGGUCAAGGCAAAACUCGCAGUGAACGUAUCGCUAAUAAUAAAGUGGGACUGUCGCUUGAAGAAGCCAAGCAGAUAUUAAACGUAUCAAAUUUAAAUAAAGACGAAGUCACUAAGAGAUACGAAAGUCUAUUUAAAGCAAACGAAAAGUCCAGUGGGGGUUCAUUCUACUUGCAGUCAAAAGUAGUAAGAGCUAAAGAACGGAUCGAUAUGGAAUUGGCGGGUGAAAACGCUGCAGAAAGCCCCGGGAAGAGCGCGGAGGAAAGUAGUAAAACUUGAAGUCAUUUAUUGUUAGGAUGUUAUUAAUAAAUUGGAAAUAUUUUAACUAGAAA